UAGUUUUUCAUGCUGAUCACGAAUUCGGCCUUUAUUUUGAGAAAAAAAACUGAAUUUUCAAUUAAAAAAUUUAAAUUUAAAAUUUUUGAAAGUUUUAAUUUUAGGACCUGGAGAUUUUCGUAAAAAAUUUUUAAUAAUACACCGUCGAAUAGAGAAUUCAAUUCUCUACAAAAUGGCUCAUUUUGUUUUGAGAAAUAUUUCUCAGUCAAGGCACAAGGGCUGCUUGCAUGUUUGAACUUCCGACUCGAUUUAAAUCCUGAGGCAACUUUUUGGAACUUUAUUUGUAAGUGAAGUAUCUUCAGGAAGGCCAGAAGUACUCAAGCUAUAAGUAUGAAGUUGUUUGAACAACGCUGAGUGCCCUAAAAUGGUGUGACAAAAAAAUGCGUAACAGCGUUAAGUUUGUUUUUUGCUUCUUUUACGCGAGUAAAACAGUUAGAAGAAAACUUUUUUUACCGCUGAAAAGCUCGUUCGACGCUCUAUAAAAUUUGUUCAUCUGGAGAACGACUUUUUUAAGUAAACGACCUGGUUUUAAGUAAAACGUCGGGUAAACUGAUUGGUUUGGUUGAUGUUUUCUUUUUUAAGCUCAUAAGUGCUUAAGACAGCCUAAAAUUUUUUUGUUAUUAUCUUUCGAGAUUUGCUUAUUCAACAUGGUGAAGUUCAAAGUUAAUUUUCUACGAAAAGCAAAAACAUUUGGUAAAUAUGGCCGGCUUUUUGGAAAGUGAACGACUUAUGUUGACUUUUUCAGAAAAUUUCGUGAAAACAGUUGAAAAAGAGGCUAUCAAAGCCGAAGCCGUAAAAUGGCGUAAUUAUCCUGGUGUGAAUAGAGAGCUGCAUUCGAAAGUGUUAAAAUUCGUUCAAGAAGAUCUACAAACAGGUGAAUUAUCAAGACACUACCCAGAUAAAUCACAUUCAAGUUUUCAAUAUCGAUUACAACGUGAUGACGAAGACAACGUUCAAUUGAGAGUAACAAUACCAUCUGAAGAAGGAACAUUAACACAACCGAAAAAUGGCAGAAAAGAAGCUGAAAGACAACUAACAGCAACAGUAAAGGUGGAAAAAAACGUCGACAAACGAAAAACAUCCGUAGCCACACCAAAACAACAACAAGCAGAAGACGAUGAACAGCCAUUAGAUGAUCUGACAAACGAAGGAGGUGACAAAGGCGAGGAUGAAAAAGGUAAAACUCUGAACUUCGAUCAAGGUGUCUAUUUUUGUGGAUCGUGUUUCAUUCGGUACGAUGACAGGAAAGAGGAAGGUCAAAAAUUAGUAGCACAAGAAAAGCACGAUGAACCAAUGGAAACUGACCAGGAAGGCGGCGAGGAAAAGGAAGAAGAAGAUCAACCGUUAAGCCUAACAGAUGUACUGUAUACCGGUUCUGGACACAAGCACUGUGCAAUCUGCCGCAAAACCAUUGAGGCUGGUUGUGUAGUUAUGCCAAAAGCAGCACGUUUAGAUCUGUUAGUUUUGAAACGGAUGUACGCGUCACAUGGUGUUCGAUGCUGCAAAUCUCAUUUGAUCAACAAUCGUUUAUUGCCACAAUCAGAGAUCAAUAUGGACACCAGACAACAGCGACUAGCUGCGUUGCCACCUGCAGAAUUGGUAACUUUACUUGAUGAUGGUUUAUCACUAAUUCAAGAAGCUACUCAAGCACCGCGACUCGAUUUCAAUGACCCAGGUCUGGUGGACAAGGAUUAUGAGGCAUGGACAGGAUGGGCAAAAGAUCCGUUCGAUGAUAUGUUUAAUAUAGCGGAAAGAUCGAUGCGAUCUUCUUAUGAAUCGACACGUUAG
This is a messenger RNA of Didymodactylos carnosus, 1788 nucleotides long. NCBI's taxonomy places the organism in Eukaryota, Metazoa, Rotifera, Eurotatoria, Philodinida, Philodinidae. The record is from the annotation of a GenBank genome assembly.